CUGAGUAAAUAUUCCUGGACUUCUGAAUUGUUCAUCUUAGCUACAUGAUAUGCAAAUCAGACUGCACGAAACCAUGUGCAGCAGCACAGCCCUGGGUCACAUGCUGUAUCCAGUUGCUGGCAGAGCUUCUGUCCAGGGAGCAGAUCUGCAACAGAAUGGAACAGAAUGAAACUUGCAAAAACUGGCUGGCAGCAGAGGCUUCCCUGGAAAAGUACUACCUUUCCAUCUUUUAUGGGAUUGAGUUGAUUUUGGGAAUCCUUGGAAAUGCAAUCGUUGUUUUUGGCUACCUCUUCUGUAUGAAGAACUGGAACAGCAGUAACAUCUAUCUCUUUAAUCUCUCCAUCUCUGACUUGGCGUUUUUGUGCACCCUCCCCAUGCUGAUGAGAAGUUAUGCCAAUGAUGACUGGAUAUACGGAAAUGUGCUCUGUAUAAGCAACCGAUAUGUGCUCCACGCCAACCUCUACACCAGCAUUCUUUUCCUCACUUUCAUCAGCAUCGAUAGAUACUUGCUCAUAAAGUAUCCUUUCCGAGAACACCUUCUGCAAAAAAAGGAGCUUGCUAUUUUAAUCUCUUUGGCCAUUUGGGUUUUAGUAACCUUAGAGUUAUUGCCUAUACUCCCUCUUAUAAAUCCUAUCGUAACUGAAAAUAACACCCACUGUAAUGAUUAUGCAAGUUCUGGGGAACCUGAAUACAACCUCGUUUACAGCAUAUGUCUGACCUUAUUGGGGUUCCUCAUUCCUCUGCUGGUGAUGUGCUUCUUUUAUUACAAGAUUGUUCUCUUUCUAAAGCACUGGAGCAGGCAGCUCACCACCGCUUUGCCCCUUGAAAAGCCUCUCAACUUAGUCAUCAUGGCAGUGGUCAUCUUCUCUGUGCUUUUCACGCCCUACCACAUCAUGAGGAAUGUGCGGAUUGCUUCACGCCUGGGGAACUGGAAGCAGCACCAGUGUACUCAGGUCGUUAUCAACACCCUAUACAUCGUGACUCGGCCUUUGGCAUUUCUGAACAGUGUCAUCAACCCUGUCUUCUAUUUCCUCAUGGGAGAUCAUUUCAGGGAGAUGUUGCUGAACAAAUUUAGACAAUACUUAAAAUUUCUUACAUCCUUUAGAAAAUGAGCUUAUGAACUUGAGUUUUCAUUUAGAAAAAAAAUUAAGUGCUUGUGAAGCCAAUUGUUUUAUGCAUGCACCUAUAAACCAGUUAAGAGUUUAUUUUAACUUAUAGACAUAAUUCAAAGAGUAUCAUGAAUCUGACCCUGACUUAAAGACAAGUUAUACCCAGAAUAUAUGAAAAGAAGGGGAUGAUGAGAGGUUUCUUUACUUAACUAGGGAAAGGAGGUGAACUAGCACUGUCUAAUGUUUGGGCAUGUAAGUCCAAACCUAGGUGCUAUAGGAACAUCUUGAUUAAGGAAUAGGAGGUAGACAAAACAACAAAUUAUCUGUAUUGAAUCAUUGAUCAGAUUGUUUAAAAAAAAAGCACAAAUAUUUUGGCACAACUCUCUGCAUUAUUGUUGUUCAUGUAAUCCAAAAACUUCAUGUGAGAAGUGAAGAGAAGAUUAGAUGUACACUGUUAAAUAUUGAUUUUAGAAGUUGUGUUCUAAAAAAUUAAAAGUAACAUGUUCUAAAAAAUUAAAAGUAACAUGUUAUAAAAUUUAAAGUAACAUUAACAAAGAAUAAGAAGGCUAUAUGGAUAAUGAGACCAAGAUUGUCAUGAAUCAGGGCCAACUCUAAUUUAUCAGUCUGUUUAUUGUUUAUAAUAAAAUUAAUCUUAAUUUAUGUUAAAUAAAACCUAAAGAGAUAAUUUUCAAAAAGAGGAAAUAGAAAUAUGUUUGAGCUUGGCUAUUAAGACAUUUAAGUGCAAAUGAUUUUAUCAAAAUACUAGAGAGAUAUAAGAACAGUUGCAAAAAUUUCAGACUUAUAGAACAUCAAAAUGCCUGUCAGGAAAUACAAAGCAAAACAAAGCAGAAUAAAAAUGAAUACAUUAUUUUUAUGAUGAUUUUGCCAUCUUGUAUUUUAUUAUCACAAUUUAACUGCUUUGCUGAUAUUGAUUAAAUGCUGAAUUAUAAAAUAUAUUAAUAUCAUAAAACCAGCAAAGAAGAGGAAGUAAAAUGAUAACAUCCAAAGCAUUAGGUUAGGUUUCUCUUUCUCAGGGAAGUAUCGCAAUUUUUCUGUACUCCUUUUUUGUAAGCCCUGAGAUAACUCACAAGGAUGACUUUAUCUUGGCACGAGCGUCUCACAUCUUGAGUAAGGCUUGCUUUCAUAGGACAUCAUGUAAGAUCAUUGGAAAAAAUGUUCUAGAUAAAAUGUACUUUAUAUUAGAAAACAUAGGAAUAUCAUAUACAAAUAAUAGACAUUUCCCUGAUAGGUUAAUUGGGCACCAAUUCAUGUCACAAAACAAAUGUGGGGUGGGGUGUAGGGAAUGGGUGCUGAAUUUUAAAGUCAAACAAGUAUCAAAUAAUAAUUCACCAAUGCAAAACAAGAUAUAAUCAUCGCCACAAUCUGUAUUCCUUUCCUUGGUGUCAUUAGUUACAACGAGUAAGGAAAGAGAAGGAAAAAGCAAUCAUCAUGAAUGCAGACAUACAAUUCCAUUGUACUUUCUGUUCUGAAAUACCCUGGUGGUAUUAUAUACUGCUAUUCCAAAAUCUCCAAGUUUUCCUGGUUAACAUUUUAAAAAUACAAACAGCUGACAUAUUAUAAAAACAUGUUACAGAGAAUUUGUUUUCUUACCUAGUGCUAGGCUUUCAGAUAUUUUAGUCAUUUACCUUUGUCAAUAAUGCUUUUAGAUUCCAAUGUAAUGUUAUAACCAUGAAAGGAACUGAAAGAAUUUCCGAAUUUUUCUCAUCAGAAAAGGUCACAGAAAGGGCACUAAGGAAUAAGAAUUUAGUUAUUUCUGAAAAACUGGUAGCAUAUAAUAACUUCAAUUUUUGUUUUAUGCAUGAGUUUUAAUUUGCAAAGGUGAAAUUAAAUUUUCUCUCUUCAUCCACUUAUCAAAAGCAGUGGCAGAGAGUUAUUCAUUCUAAUAAGGCAGUGAAAUGUUUUGUGAAACAUAAACUCCUCCACAUACCUUGUAUUCAAAAAGUCAACAAAUAUGUACAUAUAACACAUUUUCUAACGUUUAUUUGGCUCUCAACUAUCAUGUGGCAGCUUAAUCCUUAACAGAUUAAAAAUGUCUCCACUUUUAAAACUCUAAGAGCUAUUCCAUUUAUAUGAGGUAAUUGUGAGAAUCACUAACAAUAAAUUAUGGAACUCCUUGCUAGUUUUGUGGUUUUCAUAGGCAUGAAUGCCAGGCCUUUAUAAUUUGUCUUUUUUGGCCACUGGUGUCUAAACUAUUCAGUCCAGCACUCUUCAAUCUGGCCCCAUCUCAAUUUUUCUCACAGGUUAUCUCCCGCCACUGGCAUCGCAAUCCAUGCUCUACAACCAGAUUGCUGCUCCAUUUCAUUAUUCAGAAUUUUCUUCACUUUAUUCUAAGCAUCUUUCAAGCUUCAUCUCAUCCUAUUUGUCAAUCAUUGGUAAAACUUUCCCUUAGGUUCUCUUCUCCCCAAAUCUAGAAAUAAAACUCACUACCAUGGAGUUUUCAGACUACUGUGAAGUGCUGUUUUGAUGAAAUGCAUUAUUUUUGUGUGUAUAUAUAUAUAUAUAUAUAUUAUAAAAAUAUAGAUUCCUGUCCAUGCUAAGGUCUGUGAAUUAAAACAAUGACAAAUUUUCAUUGUCUUCAAAGCACCUAGCAAGAUACUUUUUAAAUUAUGGUCUAUUAUGAGGGUUGUAUUUUGUCCCAGGAAGGCAGUGAAAGCAUACUAUAAUAAACAUGCAGGAUGAGAAUUCAAUGUUUAGACCACUUCAAUUGAAAAUAUAUGAAUAUACAUAUCCACUACGAAGAUGAUAACUGUCAGCCCUGCAUAGUUUACUCUCACUUGUCUCUUUUUUUAAGGUUUAUUUAUUUAUUUAUUUUGAAAGAGUUAUUGGAGUGGGGAGAGACAGAAAGAGAGAAAGAGAAAGAUCUUCCAUUCACUGGUUUACUCGCCAGAUGGCCAAAAUGAUGGCCUGGGCUGGGCUGGGCUAGGUCAAAGUCAGUAGCCAUAAGCUUCAUCCAGGUCUCCCACAUGUAUGGCAGGGGCCCAAACACUCCACUGCUUCCAAAGUCUUCCACUGCUUUUCCCAGGCCAUUAGCAGGGAACUGGAUCAGAAGCAAAACAGCCAGGAUGUGAACAGACUCCCAUAUGGGAUGCUGGCACUGCAGGUGGUAGCUUUACACAUUAUACCACGGUGCCACCCUCCUAAGUUGUUUCUUGUACCCUUCUCUGUCAAGUGUCAUCAGCAUGUCACAUAUUCAGCCCACUCAUGAGGGAAACAGGUGUUAAUAUAAGGAUUGAAUAUGUCAGACAUAAACAACCCACAUAUGGACAUUUUUUAAAAUGCAUAACUAUAUGAAUUCAUAUUUUUGUUUAGAAAUGCAUAUAAAAUAAAAAUAAGCAUAAACAUUUUUCCCAAAACUGCCUACCAUCACAUGAAAGAGAUUCUGCUUUAAGUCCCUAUCCAGAUAUAGGAGAAGUCUCAGAUUUCCUAGGUGUUCAUCUCUGACUAGAUUUAUACAUUCAUGUUAGUGAGGAAAUCCCACAUUGCUUUUGGAAUCAAGCCUCUUUCAACUCACGGCUUACCGGUAAAAAAUCAGGUGCCUUGAUCUCCAUUAUUUUGGAUUCCUAUGGGAAUACUCAGUGUGUUUGCACCCUAGAGGGAAAAAAAAAUAUGAUGGGUCAGGAAUUGUGGAGAAAAUUUCUUUCUAGAAUCACAACAAAGAAUUUCAUGGAAUGCUGUCAAGCAAUUCGGAACUGUAUUUUAACCCGCUCAACUCCCACCAAAUCCUAUGAAGUUUGCAGAUGAAGAAACCAAGGCAUAGAGACUUGCUCAAGGCCAUGCAGACGUGAGAGAGCACACGUUCUUCACCACUGCUGGGUAGAGAACCAUCACAUGGAAGCUGAUGCACAUCAGAGUCAUACUUUGACCCUAUUUAUGGAUGAUUGUUUCGUAAUUUACCAUGUGAUUUCAUCUCAGCGACCUCUUCUACAGAGUUCUUAGGAAAAGAUCUCCAGGAUGAUGUAAUAAUUAGUUUUAGUGUGCUGUUGAGUCGCAGUAACAUUGUGUUUCCCUGACAAGAUAUUGUGUUAUUUUCUAAUCAUGAACUUUGUCAUAUGGCACUGAAUCCAUGAACGUUUUCACACCAUGAAAUGAACUCCAGAAUAUGUCACGUGUCAAUGUAGAAAUUUCUUUGAAUAAUGAUCAGUGUACUUUUAUAGGAAGUUGGCUUCUUUAGUAAAGCAACAAUAAAUCCUAUAACACAGAAAACUGUGUACAUUUUGUUUUAGUGAGAAUCCCAGAGCCAUCACAGUCAGAUUUUGUCUAAAUAUUAAUAGUAUGGAAAAUAUUUAAUUGAAAAAUUUGCAGGUUGGUAACUUUCUACUGAAAAUAAAAGAGUAUUGAAAUAUAAAAUUUUGUAGAUUUAUUAAUGCUAGUUCUAAUGUAAUAAUUUGACCUGAUUCCUAAAGAAAUCAGAUUAUUAUAAUUUCCAUGCCACAUUUCAAUCUAUUCAGAUUAAUACUUAUAUUAAUGUAUGCUUAAGUUCAUAUAAAGAAAAGAAAUUAGGGGACCGAACUUGACAUAGCAAGUGAAGCCACCGCCUGCAGUGCCGGCAUCCCUUGUGAGCGCCAGUUCAAGUCCGACUGCUCCUUUUCUGAUCCAGCUCUCUGCUAUGGCCUGGGAAAGCAGUAGAAGAUGGCCCAAGUCCUUGGGCCUCUGCACCCAUGUGGGAGACCCGGAAGAAGCUCCUGGAUCCUGAUUUUGGAUUGGUGCAGCUCCAGCUGUUGUGGCCAACUGGGGAGUGAACCAGCGGAUGGAAGACCUCUCUCUCUCCGCCUCUCCUUCUUUCUGUGUGUAGCUCUGACUUUCAUGUAAAUAAAUAAAUAUUU
This is a messenger RNA of Oryctolagus cuniculus (rabbit), 5953 nucleotides long. RefSeq names its product succinate receptor 1 (gene SUCNR1). Gene Ontology annotation, molecular function: G protein-coupled receptor activity. Gene Ontology annotation, biological process: G protein-coupled receptor signaling pathway. Lineage: Eukaryota; Metazoa; Chordata; Mammalia; Lagomorpha; Leporidae. Gene Ontology annotation, cellular component: plasma membrane. The record is from RefSeq and is a predicted model, not a curated record.